GCAACGGCACACCUGGUUCAGGGAUCUCAAAGAAAAAAAUAGGGAAAAAAAAAUGGACAAGCCGGUUCUGUUUGCUUACCAAAUUUAUCUAAUUGUCCUCUUUUCCAUAAUUCACUCCGCUCAAGGACUGGGGAAAAUUAUAUUUGCUGUCAACGCUGGUGGUGACAGUCACGUUGAUAUUUAUGGAAUUAAAUACCAAAAAGAUCCGCUGGAGGGAAAGACAGGAAUAGCUUCCGAUUACGGAAGACAGUAUUUGAAUAUCGGUCGAGUACCUGAACCGGAUGCCAUUCUGUAUCAGACAGAACGGUAUCAUCACUCCAAUUUCGGUUAUGACAUUCCAGUCAGCGAAGAUGGUGACUACGUCUUGGUCCUCAAGUUCUGCGAAGUCUACUUCAACAGUCCUUCCAUGAAGGUAUUUGACGUCACCUUGAACGGAGUGCACACGAUAGUCUCCUACCUCGACAUCUUUGAGAAGGUUGGCAAGGCUGUGGCUCAUGAUGAAUACAUUCCAUUUAGAGUGGCGAAGGGUAAGAUUCUGGUCAACGACGAGGAGUCAGAGCUCGUGGGCAAGAAGGUCAGGGUAGAAUUCAUCAAGGGCAACCAAGACAACCCCAAAGUCAACGCUAUCUAUGUCAUGAAGGGUUUAUUGGAAGAUGUGCCAAAGUUACCUCCAUUGGCUGGAAGCGACGGAGAUGAAGACGAAGUGGAAGAAAAACCGAUCGAAAAAGAUGAGCCGUCGAGUGUUCCACAACCGUCUGGCACAAGCAGUACUAGUCCGAAAAAGAAACGCGACCAACCGAAAAUCGCCAAUCCCUACACUGACGAAACGUCGACAUUAUUGCCGAUUUUUGUGGCGAUAGCCGCGUUCGUACCAUUCCUCUUUUGCCUGUGCAAACUGUGAUGACAAUUCGUUUUUUUUUUUUCCCCCUUUGCUCUCUGUUUAGCUGAACGACGAAGGCUUAAAAAUAACUGAACUGGCCCUAGUCCUCAAAAAUGACAUCGGCGACUUGAAAACAACAAUUAAUCUUUUCAGUAUACGUGGCAAAAAUCCCAGGAAAAAUAACCAGUAUAUAUUCUUUACGUUUUCUGUUUUUCUUCCGUUUUUUUUUUUUUUUUAUUUUU
Molecule: messenger RNA, 1122 nt
Organism: Daphnia carinata
Lineage: Eukaryota; Metazoa; Arthropoda; Branchiopoda; Diplostraca; Daphniidae
Product: malectin-like
Exons: 4
Coding region: 53-901 (282 amino acids)
Cellular component (GO): membrane
Molecular function (GO): carbohydrate binding
Source: RefSeq, a predicted model, not a curated record